UCAAAAUGUUUUGACUUUAAGUUUAUGCUACGUCUCUCUUCAUCUUAACGAUUUAUUAGAGUCCGUUUAAUAAAAAGGCUAUUUCCCAUACCACUAAGUUCUAGUUUUUCGUCAAGCAUGUCAAUGCUAUCGUGGCUUGUAACAGACGUUGCUAAUGUUUGAAAUUUUUGUCGUCCGGGGAACUAAAAUGUUGUUGCACCAUUUUUUCUGAACAUAGGGGGUCGACAAAGCUUAAUGGCGGGGGCGUUGUAGUUAAAAUUAAAAUACCUGCAGCCUUAAACAGUUCUGUUAUUUGGAAAUAAUGGAAUAAAGAAAGUUUUAGAUAUUUUAUUGUUUUAGUAAUACGUUUUCAACCACAUUACUUUACCAACCAUCAUUUAAUUCUAAACCCAGUUGUGAAUUUCUCGUCUGGAAAAGCACCCUGCACCGUUUUAUUGCCUUUUCAGGAUGUCGCAGGAGAGCCAGCAUGGAAAGUGGACUCUGUCCAGCAGCGAUGAGGAAGACUCUGCCUUGGUACAGAGUAGGACUCAGUACUUCAGUUCAGACAACAUCCGACAGACAGACCAGCUGCUUGAGGCGAAGGAUGAGCUGGAUUUAUUCCCUUCGUCUCCUGGAUCUGAAGCUGGACAAGCCUCUAGCCCGUGGGAACCCGUGAAAACUGAAUCUCCAGGCGCGUCUGGGGAGAUGUACCUCGCCCUCAAGAGGAAGACGGAGCCGGAGGACUCUGGCUGGGCCCUCUCAAGCAGUGAUGAGGGGUCUGACUCUGAGCCAGAGAGCCAGAAACAAACCAAGACCUGUCUGCCCAGUCCCAAAAGGGUCAAGCUUGACAAGGAGAGCAGUGUGCCGGAGAGGGUGCCGUUAGCCUCACGUGAGCCAGAGGUGGAUGAGACCUUGGACACCUGGGACGUGCUGCAAGGAAGUGAACCCUUCUGCUUUUACCUCACCAAAGUGACAGGCAUAGAGAGGAAGUACAACGUGGGGGCUCUGAACAUUAAAGAUAUCCUCUCUCCUUUAUUUGGGACGCUGAAGGAAUCUGUUCAGUUUAAUUACUGUGUGGAUGUGCACUGGCUGGUGAAGCAGUACCCACCGGAGUUUAGGUAUACACCAGUGACAAUCGUCCAUGGGGAAAAACGCGGAUUCAAGAACAGACUGCAGCAAGAAGCUGAUGCUUAUGACCACGUGCACUUGUGCCAGGCCAAACUGGACAUAGCUUUUGGUACUCAUCACACGAAGCUGAUGUUACUGUUGUAUGAAGAAGGAUUUCGAAUCGUGAUUCACACAGCGAACCUGUUUGCAGCUGAUUGGUAUCAGAAGACACAGGGGAUAUGGAUGAGUCCCCUCUACCCUAAGUUACCUGAAGGCAGCCCUGCGACCGCUGGAGAGUCUCGUACUCAGUUCAAGCACGACAUCAUCGAGUACCUGGAGGCCUACCGCUCCCCCACCCUGAACGAGUGGGCCGACCGCAUCAAAGAGCACGACCUGUCAGAGACCAGAGUUCACCUUAUUGGCUCAACCCCUGGGCGAUACCAGGGAGCUAACAUGAAGAAAUGGGGGCACCUGAAACUGAGGAAGCUCCUGAGUGAAAAUACACAGCCCAUCCCCAACGCCGAGUCCUGGCCUGUUGUCGGUCAGUUCUCUAGCAUCGGCUCCAUGGGCUGGGAAAAGAACAAGUGGUUGGCCUCCGAAUUCCAAAGCUCUCUGUCAACCCUGGGGAAUGGGAAAAAGAAGGCGCUGUGCCCGGAAUCCCCUCUGCAUCUGGUGUAUCCCACAGUGGAAAAUGUGCGAACCAGUCUGGAAGGCUAUCCGGCUGGCGGAUCAUUGCCCUACAGCAUACAGACUGCACAGAAGCAACUGUGGUUGCAUUCUUACUUUCACAAAUGGUCAGCAGAGGUGACUGGCAGGAGCCAUGCAAUGCCACAUAUAAAGACUUACAUGAGGAUAUCGCCAGACUUCAAAGAACUUGCGUGGUUUCUCGUCACAAGUGCCAACCUGUCCAAGGCUGCCUGGGGUACAAUGGAGAAAAAUAAUACCCAGAUGACGGUUCGUUCUUAUGAGCUCGGCGUCCUCUUCCUGCCUUCAGCGUUUAACAUGAGCUGCUUCCCCAUCGAGAGGAGCCCGUUCCCCAGCAGCAAGAGCCCCUCUGCCUCCUUCACUGUUCCCUUCGAUCUGCCACCUGAGCACUAUUCCAGCAAAGAUCGCCCUUGGAUUUGGAAUAUCCCAUAUACCCAAGAAACUGACAUAAAUGGAAACAUCUGGGUGCCAUCGUAAGCGUAAGGAAAACCUGUUCGAACCCCGCCAGUGCCAAGGUUCAGAGAAAGGACAUUGAGGGAGGUGUGACGAUUUGGAAGAAGAGGAAUCUCGGCCUUUCUGAGCUGUGCCCUGCAACCUCUUCCUCUUCCAGGAUUAAGAGUACUGGGAACUGCUGACAUUGACUUUGAAGUUAGUCCUGCAGCUGAAGCUUAUUUUAAAUAGGAGGGUAAUAUGUGUAGAUUCUCUUAUUUAGCUUGUUGUGUAUUGCAAACAUGGUGCUAUUCUAACUCAUAAUGAUUGUUUUGUGUAGCUCUGUAAACCUUGUUCUGCAGUUAUUGGAUGAAAAGGGAAAACUCCAAACUACACAGGAAUGCAUUGUUGUUAACUGAUCAUGAAAUAUACAGAGAUUAUCCCUGUUUUCAUCAGAAAAACAGCCUGGUAAACUAGUCUUUUUCGAGUUUUUCUAAACGUAUUAUCUGAUUGGUGCUGACAUUUGAUGUCAUAUCAUGCCAGCUCGGCAUUGUAGGUUCUUUUAUAAAGACUUUCCAACCACUGUGUAUCUAUUAGAUAUUUCCAAAAAAGUUACUUUACCAUUGUCGUUCUUACUGUUAUGUUAUGUCUAAUUAAUUAAUCUUUAUAUAAUUGUUAGUGUCUUUAAAAAAUAGCACAGUCUAGUAUUAAUGUUUUAGAUUAAAAUUAACAAAUGCUAGUUAUUAUUGGCAUCUUUGUGUGUAAAUAAAGGUAUGCUCUU
Messenger RNA from Lepisosteus oculatus (spotted gar), 3001 nucleotides. It is a transcript of the gene tdp1, whose product is annotated as tyrosyl-DNA phosphodiesterase 1. Gene Ontology annotation, biological process: DNA repair. Lineage: Eukaryota; Metazoa; Chordata; Actinopteri; Semionotiformes; Lepisosteidae. Gene Ontology annotation, molecular function: single-stranded DNA binding; double-stranded DNA binding; 3'-tyrosyl-DNA phosphodiesterase activity. The record is from RefSeq and is a predicted model, not a curated record. Gene Ontology annotation, cellular component: nucleus.